CAGCGGUUUCUUUUCAAAAUAUACAGAGCAGCCAGCAGGGAAAGGACUGCUCUUUUAUUUACAAUUGUCUAAGAUCUUAUAAACAGGAUGGCAGAAGGAGGAGAGGCAGAGUGGGAACUUAGCAAAGAAAACAUCCAGCCCCUGAAGAAAGGCCGGGCCAUAUCAGCUUUACAAGAGGCACUCAGUCAACAGCAAGAGGGUUCGAGCUCUGCCACCAACCAACACAAACAGGCUUUUGAGUCUGAACUAAGAGUGUAUGAGGGGGAUGAUCCACUUGAUGUUUGGGAUCGGUAUGUUAAAUGGACAGAGCAGACAUAUCCUCAGGGGGGAAAGGAGAGUAACCUCACUGUGCUUUUGAGAGAGCUUGUGGUACGCUUUACAGAGGACAAGAGAUACCACAAUGACAGACGUUAUGUUGAUCUCUGGAUCAAAUUUGCACAAAGCGGCCCAGAGCCUUUGGAUAUCUACAGAUACAUGCGAGCCCAGGGAAUAGGAGUACAACAGUCCUCAUUCUACAUUGCCUGGUCAGAGGAGUAUGAGAAUCAGGGCAACUUUCGAGCAGCAGACAAUGUGUACCAGGAGAGCUUCAAGCGUGAGGCUGAACCCCGAAAACUCCUGCAGUUUCACAAGGCUUUGCAGGCCCGGGUGGCCCGGCAAGUCAUGUCCGACAUGGUGGAGGAAGAGGAGGAUGAGGACAACGAUAUGGCAGGACAGCCUGAGAGGGCUUCUUUGGUUGAUUUAAAACACAGAGGGAAAAAAAAGGCCGUUGCACCCAUCUGUCGAGUUGGGGCCGCACUGAGCAGUAAUUCACGCAGCCUGCAGUUACAUGGCCCACAAGCCCCUGGCAGCACGGGUCAAAACAGUCGCAUUUUAAUCUUUGAUGAGCAGAAGACUGCCAGCGCUGAGCCCUCUGAACCAAAGCUGGAAUCAUGGAAGGCCCCACCCCCAUCGAAAUCCAAGGAGAAUGAACAGAGGCCUGAGAAAUGGAACCAAUGUAAAGAUGCCUGUGAGGUCCAGGUUUGGUCACACAGUUGUGUUCCACAUAGCAAGCCAAACUUCCAGCCCUUUGUGGAGGAGGUGGAUCAGCCUCCAGCCAUGACACCUUGUAAGAUCAACCCGGCAGUGAAUUCAGUGUUGUCUGCACGGAAGCCCUGCAGGAAUGAGACUCCUCUGAAGAGACUACAGCAGCAGGAACAUAUGAAGCAUGGAGAAGGGAUAGCUCAGGGGCAGAGCAUGUACUGCAAGGAGCUUCUUUUCAGUGGCGCCACUGAGUUCUGCUUUGAGGAACUGCGAGCAGAGCGCUAUCGCCAGAAGAUGGCUGUGAAGUCGGAGGGCAGUGUUAAGGAAGAGCUACCGUGCUCUGGUCUUCCAAACUGACACAUUUCUGCCGGGACAAUGAUGUGACCGUUCCGUGUUCAGAGGAAUAUUGAUCUGUUAUGUCUUUGUUGUCGCUCAUCAUGUAUGUGUUCUAAUCUUUGUGCUAUGAAUCCACUCCGUAGCCAGUUUUAGGAAUCCAUUUGCCUUGAGAACAGAGUGAAUUGUUUUGGGCAUGGGUUCUGCAAAGUGUCAAACAUUGCCAAGGGAUGUUAGUCCAUGCUGACAAGAUGGCAUUACAUUACACUGUACAUAAAUGCUGCAA
Esox lucius (northern pike) is the source of this 1639-nucleotide messenger RNA. RefSeq names its product BUB1 mitotic checkpoint serine/threonine kinase Bb (gene bub1bb). Gene Ontology annotation, biological process: mitotic spindle assembly checkpoint signaling; meiotic sister chromatid cohesion, centromeric. The record is from RefSeq and is a predicted model, not a curated record. NCBI's taxonomy places the organism in Eukaryota, Metazoa, Chordata, Actinopteri, Esociformes, Esocidae. Gene Ontology annotation, molecular function: protein kinase activity.